UCGAUUUCUCUUCUUUUGUUGGCACAUUGGCAGCGGCAAACUAUAAUCAGUCAGGCAUUUCAACAAACAGUUGGUGUGCAAAAGAUGGAAAACCAUUUGCACAACGAAAAUCCAGUGCCCCAUGUCGUUCUUCACGAACAAGAAAUCGCCACCCAGAAAAUUAUCCAGGCUCAGAGCCAGAGAGAGGCAGCCACCGGACAAACGGAUGGCAGAGACCUUUUCUCCGCGCGGCCUGAUCCCAAUGCUCUGAAAGAGCAUCUACUGAAAAUGGCUUCAGAACAUCGUGUUGAAAUGGCUUCUAAGCGUGGCAAACCUAACCCUCCUGAACAAGGUAACCUAGAAAUCGGAAAUGGGUAUGGUGUACCUGGUGGAGGUGCUUACAACUAUAGUGCACCGAGUUCUAAUAUCACUACACCAGGAAAUUUGGGAUAUGCUAAUGAUAAUAGCGAGAAAAACUCUGAGCUUUAUGGAGAACAAAAAUCGAAGGCUGCGUCUAAGGAUUUGCCUGAGUACCUUAAGAACAAGUUGAGAGCUAGAGGCAUUCUAACAGAUGGUUCAUCGGAAGUUUACCUAUCGAUAAAUGAUAAGAACUUAGAGACUGCUGCACCUCAGCUCGUGGAAACUGGACAGUUGCCUCCUGGAUGGGUGGUAGCAAAAGAUCCCUCCUCUGGUGCUUCAUAUUAUUAUAAUGAAAGCAUUGGAAAGAGUCAGUGGGAAAGACCUGUAGAGACAUCUUCGAGUACUUCCAUUUCUUAUACUACAAGACUUGUGGGAGAUUGGGUGGAAUCAGUAGAUGAAACAACAGGGCACAAAUAUUAUUACAAUACAAAGACCCAUAUAUCUCAAUGGGAGUGCCCUGAUGUAUUACAGCCAUUUGCAUCACGGCAUCCUGGAAGCAGGGUUUCUGAAAAUACUGUUAAUGAGAAUUCGGCUUUGCGAUCAUCAAACUUGGACAAAUGCAUUGGUUGUGGAGGUUGGGGAGUGGGCCUGGUACGGAUUUGGGGUUAUUGCAAUCAUUGCACAAGAGUUCUUAAUCUGCCACAAAGCCAGAGUUUGUUAACAGCCAAAGACAAUCAUGAGAAUAAGGCUCCGAAGGCGAGAUCCAGUGGGAGACCGCCUAUGGGAAAAGGAAACAGAAAAGAUAAAAGGAAGCACUCCUACGACGAUGAUGAUGAGCUGGAUCCAAUGGAUCCGAGCUCUUACUCUGAUGCUCCUCGUGGUGGCUGGAUUGUUGGGCUGAAAGGAGUACAGCCGCGAGCGGCUGACACCACCGCCACGGGUCCUCUGUUUCAACAACGUCCAUAUCCAUCACCGGGAGCUGUACUGCGGAAGAAUGCUGAAAUAGCUUCGCAAACGAAGAAACCAGGCUCACAUUGGACACCCGUAUCAAAGAAAGGAGAUGGGAGUGAUGGCCUCGGUGAUGCAGAUUGAGUUUACGACUUAAAAUGGAGCAAGUUUCAUCUUUGCUAUGCUCGUUUUCGGCCGGUGAUCGUAUCUACAUGAAUUGUGAUGUACUCUCACCUGUGUAUAUAACAUGACUAUGCAAAUCAUGCAACAUUCUUUUGCAGUCCGGCACAUGAAUUCGGCUAUUUUCCGUGGUGCAGCGGAUGAUUUAUUCAGCUUUUAACAUCGAUGACUGUACGUCCACUUGUAUUGUAUGGUGAUUAAGGUUGUAUGUCCACAGAUUCAGGAGGA
Hibiscus syriacus is the source of this 1695-nucleotide messenger RNA. Its product is annotated as polyglutamine-binding protein 1. Gene Ontology annotation, molecular function: protein binding; ribonucleoprotein complex binding. The record is from RefSeq and is a predicted model, not a curated record. Gene Ontology annotation, cellular component: cytoplasm; nuclear body. Bases 85 to 1431 code for a protein of 448 amino acids. Gene Ontology annotation, biological process: alternative mRNA splicing, via spliceosome. NCBI's taxonomy places the organism in Eukaryota, Viridiplantae, Streptophyta, Magnoliopsida, Malvales, Malvaceae. The transcript has 13 exons.